Messenger RNA from Haliaeetus leucocephalus (bald eagle), 5064 nucleotides. It is a transcript of the gene ADAMTS12, whose product is annotated as ADAM metallopeptidase with thrombospondin type 1 motif, 12. The record is from RefSeq and is a predicted model, not a curated record. The transcript is spliced from 25 exons. Gene Ontology annotation, cellular component: extracellular matrix. Gene Ontology annotation, molecular function: metalloendopeptidase activity. Gene Ontology annotation, biological process: proteolysis; extracellular matrix organization. Bases 1 to 5064 code for a protein of 1687 amino acids. NCBI's taxonomy places the organism in Eukaryota, Metazoa, Chordata, Aves, Accipitriformes, Accipitridae.
AUGCCCUCUCCCAAAAAGUCCGGCCAGCGGGGCGAGCCCGAAACGACCCGCGCUUGCCCGCCCGCCCGCCUGCCUGAGAAACCUCGGCACCACGGCCUGGACGUGCUUCUCCGUCCCCAAAGCGACCACCACGUCCGGGACACGGACCGACAAACACCCUUCCCGCUUCGGGGACCUCGGAAGACGGCGGCUUACCCCGAUUUCAAAACGAACGGCAACGGGCAAGGAAGCUGCGAAUUCCGGCUGCCGGUCGCACGCAGCGCUUGGGCGAAGGCAAAAGCGGAGCAAUUUAUCAAGACGUUGCCAGAAUACCACAUCGUUGAUCCAGCACGAGUAGAUGCAAGUGGGCAUUUUCUUUCUUUUGAUUUACACCAUCACAUCUCAAACGCAAGGAAGAAGAGAGAUCUCGGCAAAAAGGAAAAUUUGGUAUAUUACAAAAUUAACCACAAGGAGAAGGAUCUGUUUUUUAACUUGACUGUCCACUUGGGAUUUCUUUCCCAUAACUACGUAGUAGAAAGGAGACAUGGCAACCACACCAGUGCGAAGAUUGCAACUCGCUCGGGAGUUCCGUGCCACUUCAUUGGCACAGUGUUGCAGCCAGGUUCUGAGUGUGGGACAGCAGCGAUCAGCACUUGCUAUGGCCUGACUGGAUAUUUCCAUCUGCCCCAUGGGGAUUACUUCAUUGAGCCCAUUAAAAAGCAUCCACAGAAGGAGGGAACACCCCAUCCCCAUAUUAUCUAUGAGGCAAAUAUCCUUCAAAAUGCUUUAAGGAGAAGACGGGCGAUCCUGAUGGAGAAAGAACAAGCAUGUGGAUUGAAUGAUACCCUCAGCUUUUUCAAACAGCAGCAGAAUCGGAGGGAGAGGUGGGAACAAAGUCAUGUGGCUGUCAGAAAGCUCUCUCGGCGCUCUGUCAGCAAGGAGCGAUGGGUGGAGACGCUUGUGGUUGCAGACAGUAAGAUGGUUGAAUAUCAUGGAAGUGACCAUGUGGAAUCAUAUAUCCUUACUAUAAUGAAUAUGGUCACAGGGUUGUUCCAUGAUCCAAGCAUUGGCAAUGCAAUUCACAUUGUGCUGGUCCGGCUUAUCCUCUUUGAGGAGGAGGAGCAAGGCUUGAAGAUAGUUCACCAUGCUGAUAAGACACUAGCCAGCUUCUGCAAAUGGCAGAAGAGUGUCAAUCCCAAGAGUGACAUCAACCCUACACACCACGAUGUGGCCGUCCUUCUAACCAGAAAGGACAUUUGUGCUGGCAUGAAUCGUCCAUGUGAAACCUUAGGUUUGUCUCAUCUGUCAGGCAUGUGUCAACCUCACAGAAGCUGUAACAUCAAUGAAGAUUCUGGCCUUCCAUUGGCUUUCACUAUUGCUCAUGAACUUGGACACAGUUUUGGUAUCCAGCAUGAUGGAAAAGAGAAUGACUGUGAGCCCAUUGGAAAGCGCCCAUAUAUUAUGUCCCGACAGCUGCAGUAUGAUCCUACUCCGCUCACCUGGUCACAGUGCAGCAAGGAAUACAUCACACGUUUCCUAGACCGUGGGUGGGGAUUCUGUCUAGAUGAUAUCCCCCAAAAAAAAGUUUUAAAGUCCCCAAUCAUUGCUCCUGGAGUGAUUUAUGAUGUGCAUCACCAGUGCCAGCUUCAGUACGGUUCCAAUGCUACUUUCUGUGAAGAUGUGGAUAACCUUUGCCAAACACUCUGGUGCUCGGUGAAAGGCUCCUGCCGCUCCAAACUGGAUGCAGCUGCAGAUGGAACUCGAUGUGGAGAAAACAAGUGGUGCUUCUCUGGUGAGUGCAUUACAGUAGGCAAGACUCCCGAAGCAAUCCAUGGCGGAUGGGGCCUUUGGUCAUCCUGGUCCCAUUGCACAAGGACAUGUGGGGCAGGAGUUCAGAGCGCAGAGAGACCAUGCGAUAACCCAGAACCACAAUUUGGAGGAGACUACUGCACUGGAGAAAGGAAACGCUAUCGGAUGUGUAACAUUAGCCCCUGCCACAAAGGCUUGCCAACCUUUCGUCAGAUGCAGUGCAGUGAAUUUGAUACAGUUCCCUACCAGAACGAAUUUUACCACUGGGUUCCUGUUUAUAACACAGCAAACCCCUGUGAGCUCCACUGUCGCCCAAUAGAUGGCCAUUUUUCAGAGAAGAUGCUUGAUGCAGUCACUGAUGGUACUCCUUGCUUUGAAGGAAGGCACAGCCGAGAUAUCUGUAUUAAUGGCAUGUGUAAGACUGUUGGCUGUGAUUAUGAGAUAAAUUCCAACGCAACUGAAGACCAGUGUGGAGUUUGCCUGGGAGAUGGCUCUGCUUGUCGUACAGUGAAGAUGAUGUUUAAUCAAAGUGAAGGAUUUGGAUAUGUUGAUAUUGGGCUAAUUCCGAAAGGUGCAAGGGGAAUCAAAGUCAUGGAAGUUGCAGAAGCAGGAAAUUUCCUUGCUGUGCGAAGCAAAGACCCAGAAAAAUAUUACCUGAAUGGAGGCUUUAUCAUCCAGUGGAAUGGUGAAUACAAAGUGGCAGGCACGGUAUUUCAGUAUGACAGAACAGGGGAUCUAGAAAAUCUGACUGCUCCAGGACCCACCAAUGAAUCAAUAUGGAUUCAGCUACUUUUUCAAGAAACUAACCCUGGAAUCCAUUAUGAAUAUACUGUACGUAAAGAAGAAAGUAAUGAGAAUGAGAUUGGAGAGCCAGAGUAUUUCUGGCAGUAUGGAGACUGGACAGCCUGCAGUGUUACCUGUGGAAGAGGGGUGCGGCGCCAGAUUGCCCACUGCAUGUGGAAGGGAAGUGGAGUAAUCAAAAACUCCUUCUGCGACCCAGCAACACAGCCAAAUGCGCGACAAAAGAAAUGCUAUGAAAAGGACUGUCCGCCCAGAUGGUGGGCAGGAGAAUGGCAGAAAUGUUCAACCACGUGUGGCCCAACAGGCCAGAAGAAGCGAACCGUACUUUGCAUCCAGACAGUGGGAUCUGAUGAGCAGGCACUGGCUGCCACAGAGUGCCAGCACCUGCUUAAACCAAAGACCCAUCUGUCAUGCAACAGAGAUGUCUUGUGCCCGUCUGACUGGACAGUGAGCAACUGGACCGAGUGCACUGUUACUUGUGGUGGUGGAAUAAGGACUCGUAAUGUCACUUGUGCCAAAAAUAAUGAUGAGCCAUGUGAUACUUCCAAGAGACCAAACUCUAAGGCCCUGUGUAGUCUCCAGCAAUGUCCUUCUGCUGGAAGAUUUCUGAUACCCCCACUGGCACCCAGAAGAGGAAAGAUCAUAAUUAGAAAAACAACUACUAAUCCCAAAUGGAGUCCUCCUCGCAGAAUACCGACACCAACCCCGAGGUCCCAUACAACAGCAAAAGUACCCAAGCCUGAAAGUGUAACUCCCCAUUUACCUACGUCCUCUGGUUUGGGUAAUGUCUCAGAAAAAGAAGGAACAGCGAACAGAACAUUACAAAAUAAUUUUGCUGGACCAAGUGAUGUUUACAGUUACCCUGCUGGUUCUACUGAAAGUACUUCACACCAAAAUACUACUUCAUGGCCUUUUCAUAAUAGCUUAAGUACUGAAAUCAUAAGGCAUGCUGAAAGUAUUUCUGAAAGUGAGCCAGUUUCUACUUUAGAGAGUGAGGUGCAAAGUGAGGGCACUUCGGUCUCCCCUUUUACCAGUAAUCCAGAAAUAACUUCCAGCUAUGAUUACUUAACUGAAGAUUCUGAUGACAUUGAUGGGUCACUUGGAGGCAGUGAGAAACCGCUUGAUCUCCUUUACAGCACAGAACUCAAUCCUGAAAUCAGAACCAGGAGCACAACCCUAGAUACUGGCUCUCCUGUCCUUCAAAAUGAGAGCAUGACUUCUCAGCCCUCCCCAGCAUCUCAUCACCAAGACACUUCUAUGCUCCUUCCUGUUAGCACAGCAGCACAAGGGUUGGCAUUUCCCACAACAGCAAACUAUAUCAGUCUGCAAGUUGAUGUGCCUGUUGUAGAAGUAACUACCCCACAAGCAUCGGUUACAGUAAUGCCCACAGUGUUUGGUCACAUACCAAGAGACCAGAUUGACAACAGAAGAGAAAUUAAGCUACCUGACACUGUAACCACCAGCACACUAUUGUCAGCUCUUGAGCAUGCUCUCAGGAACCAAAGUGCAACAUCUGAGGGUGUUUUAACAAAUGUCACAGAAAACAGCCAGCUAAUAACAUCCAACAAUUUGCCUGGUGAUGCCUACUGGAUAGUAGGCAACUGGAGUGAGUGCUCUACCACCUGUGGAAUGGGGGCUUUCUGGAGGCACGUGGAGUGCAGCAGCAGGAACAUAUCUCACUGUCAGCACACAAAAAAGCCUGAUCCUGCAAGAAAAUGUUAUCUCCGCCCAUGCGCUACCUGGAAAACAGGAAAUUGGAGCAAGUGCUCUGCUAACUGCAACGGUGGUUUCAAGACCCGAGAUGUUCACUGCAUUGAUGUUCGUGAAAAGCGACUUCUCAGGCCUUUUCAUUGUCAAUUACUCGGCUAUAGACCACAACUCAACACCACUUGUAACAUGGAGCCUUGCUUGCAGUGGCAUGUGAAGCCCUGGAAUGAGUGUUCGAGAACAUGUGGUGGUGGCCAGCAAAAGCGACAUAUCUACUGCCCAGAAGGUGGCUACUGUGACUGGACAAAAAGACCUAAUGCUAUUGCAUCAUGUAACAGGCAACCUUGUACGCAGUGGAUUAACCAGGCAUGGGGCCCAUGCACCGUUUCAUGUGGAGGGGGCAUUCAGCAAAGAACUGUGAAGUGCAUGAAUAUAGAAACUAAUGAAACUGAAAAUGGCAGCAUGUGUGUGGAUAAACUCAAGCCUACAGAGUAUCAGAAAUGCAAUCUGCAAGAGUGCAAGAAAAGUACAGGGCUACCCUGCAGCAAAGACCAACUGUCAGUUCACUUCUGCCAGAGGCUGAAAGGCAUUGGCAAGUGCUUGCUGCUGUCAAUACGGACUCAGUGCUGCUUCACGUGUAGUCAGCCCCGAAUUCGUAACAAAGCAAGAUACUGGGAUCAGCGAGGCCUCAAGCAACAAAAUUACACGAAAUCUAGAAGAAAAUCACCUGAAAACCAAGAAAACAACAAUGAAGCUGCUCGGCACUAG